AUGAAUCCAAACAUAUCGGAUUUCGAGUUGACCAAGAUAUUCCGUCCCAAUGAGUCCAGAGCAAGCAUUGCACGUGUUGCUGGAACUUUGUACGUGGGUUGA
Messenger RNA from Linum tenue, 102 nucleotides. NCBI's taxonomy places the organism in Eukaryota, Viridiplantae, Streptophyta, Magnoliopsida, Malpighiales, Linaceae. The record is from the annotation of a GenBank genome assembly.